AUGGACAUUCGCGACAUAUCAUGGAACAAUGCCAAAAAUAUGCGUUGUAAUCACCCAUUAUUACCGAAAUCGAUUCGUUGUGUUGUUGUUGGGAAAUCGGGGUGUGGAAAAACAACGCUACUAUUAAAUUUACUCCUUACACCAGGUUACCUCGACUACGACAGGCUCUUUGUCUUUGGGAAGUCUUUAUUUCAAACAGAGUAUAAGAUAAUUAAGAAAUCUUUUGAGGAAGGGUUGCCGAAGCAAUGCAUUUUGAAUGUUUUCAACCUGAACGAGGAGAUUGUUAAGCAAGACGACGUCGGCGUGGAUUACGUCAUAACUGAAAUGGGCAAACAAUUAAAGGUAAAAAGCGACAUCAAGGUAGAAUACUUUGAGGAAGCCGAAGAUGUGCCAGAUCCUAAGGAACUCAACAAGGAAGACAAAAACUUGCUGAUCUUUGACGAUUUGAUACUAGCUAAACAAAACAAGAUAGAGGAUUAUUACACCAGAGGUAGGCACUCAAACGUUGAUUGCAUAUACCUAAGCCAAAACUAUUUUAAGCUUCCCAGGCAAACUAUCCGAGAAAAUGCCAACCUGUUUCGCCUAUUUCCACAGGACCUGAAAAACGUCAACCAUAUCUUUAACGACCAUGUAUCUGAUGACAUG
Porites evermanni is the source of this 645-nucleotide messenger RNA. The record is from the annotation of a GenBank genome assembly. Lineage: Eukaryota; Metazoa; Cnidaria; Anthozoa; Scleractinia; Poritidae.